Messenger RNA from Archocentrus centrarchus (flier cichlid), 1403 nucleotides. RefSeq names its product coxsackievirus and adenovirus receptor-like. The coding region runs from base 56 to 490 and encodes 144 amino acids. Lineage: Eukaryota; Metazoa; Chordata; Actinopteri; Cichliformes; Cichlidae. Gene Ontology annotation, cellular component: external side of plasma membrane. The transcript has 3 exons. Gene Ontology annotation, molecular function: signaling receptor binding. Gene Ontology annotation, biological process: regulation of cytokine production; T cell receptor signaling pathway. The record is from RefSeq and is a predicted model, not a curated record.
UUGGGAACGCCCCCUUCUACCUCGUUGUCUUCGAGCUCUGCUGCUGAAGUUAGUUAUGUUGAUCGCUGGUGUUGUUAUUGCGGCUACAAUCCUUUUCUCUCGUUGUGUGUCCUCUCCGGCUCCGUCAUUAGAAGUGGUCGAAGUGAGGCAUCAACAAGAUGCCACCCUUGAAUGUCGGGGUCCCAGAGAUGCAGAGAUCACCCGGAUAGAGUGGAUCAGACCUGAGCUCAGGUCCAAUGGUUACGUGUUCUUCUACAGAAACAAGCGUCCAUAUGAGAAAUACCAGCAUGAGUCCUUUAAAGGCCGAGUGGAGCUGAGAGAUCCAAACAUGAAGGACGGAGACGUUUCUGUGAUUCUCAGGAACGUCAGCAUCAGUGAUACAGGAACGUAUGAGUGUCGCGUCAGAUCAAGGAACUCAGGGAACUUCAAGCACUCAAAGUCACCUCAAAGUCACAGCCUCAGGUUUCGUGGAGAAAGCCACCAAGAAUGAAGGAGACAACACGAGGUUUCUUUCACUAGUAACCGGUGUGCCAGUUGCUGUUUUGCUUCUUGUUCCUGUCGUUGUUGUUUUUGGUGUAUUCAUGUACAGAAAACUAAAAAAAAAAAUAGCAAAUGUUCUGAAAUGCAAGUCAAAUCCUUCACCUUCUUCCUAUUAAGUGAUUGUGGGUCCUGCUGUCCCACAGAGAAGAUAUAUUUGAAUAAGGUCUGAUUCCAUUGGUUAGCGCUGCCACCUUGUGGCAGCAAAGGUGAGGUGCAGCUGGCCAGUCAGCUGAUCUCAGGUUUCAGAUUCUCUCAUCCAGCAUUAAGUGAGAUAAAUAAAAAAAUUAAAUAUAAGAUCAGUUUAGGGCAAGAAUUAGUGCGGGCACAGCUGUGGGCUAAUGAAUGCACAUUAUUAAGCACUUGAAGCCCCUCAUUACCUUGGCAGCUGGUCAGUUUGUCCCCUUCCCUGAUAUCUGGUGCUGCUUCUCAGUUUAUUACUGAGGUCACUGUGUUGUAACACAGAGGGUGCUGUGGAUCCACAGUGGCAUUAACAGAGGACACUUUGCUGUAACUCUUCAUAUUACAGCCCAUGACUAAGGUAGUAAGGAACCUGUAAUUACAUGUAAGCAGUAGUCGUGGGCUGUGAUGAAGUUUUACCCAUGUUGCUGAUAUUAGGAGUGAAAAGGAAACGAAACCUGUGAAAUUUUUUUUUCUAUUUGCAUAUUUUAUAUUUUUGUAUGUGUAUAAAAUCACUACCAAUGGAAAGAAGAUUUCAUCAGAGUGUAAAAUAUAACUACGCAGUAUUUUUAAACAAUAUCUAAAAUUUUAAGUGUAGUUUUUGUCUUCAGUGUAAAUAUUUUCCAGCAUUCCUUUGUCAUCUUUUAAUUUAUGUACUGUGCACAUCGUGUUAGUACAAACUCUAG